Messenger RNA from Capsella rubella, 2196 nucleotides. Its product is annotated as kinesin-like protein KIN-10B. The transcript is spliced from 12 exons. Lineage: Eukaryota; Viridiplantae; Streptophyta; Magnoliopsida; Brassicales; Brassicaceae. The coding region runs from base 58 to 1935 and encodes 625 amino acids. Gene Ontology annotation, biological process: mitotic spindle organization; microtubule-based movement. The record is from RefSeq and is a predicted model, not a curated record. Gene Ontology annotation, molecular function: ATP binding; microtubule motor activity; microtubule binding.
UUUAUCUCAAAUUUUGAAACUGACUUAUCUCACAUCUUUUCUCAAUAACAUACAGAGAUGGAUUCGAAAACCCCGGCGAAAACUAAAGUGUUGGAUUCGUCUUCGAAUUCAAAGGUCAGGGUCGUUCUCAGGGUUCGUCCCUUUCUUCCCCGGGAGAUUCCCGACGAGAGUGGUGACGGACGAUCCUGCGUUUCCGUUAUCGACGGCGAUGACUCCAGCGAAGUGGCAGUUUACCUCAAAGAUCCAGAUAGCUGUCGAAACGAAAGCUAUCAGCUGGAUGCGUUUUACGGGAGAGAUGAUGAUAAUGUGAAGCAGAUCUUUGAUAAGGAAGUAAGCCCUUUGAUUCCUGGUAUCUUUCACGGUUUCAACGCUACUGUGCUUGCUUAUGGAGCCACCGGAAGCGGAAAGACGUUUACGAUGCAGGGAUUCGAUGAGCUACCUGGUUUGAUGCCAUUGACCAUGUCCACCAUUCUGUCUUUGUGCGAGAAGACAGGGAGUAAAGCAGAGAUUUCAUAUUAUGAAGUUUACAUGGACAGAUGUUGGGAUCUCCUAGAAGUUAAAGCAAACGAGAUUGCUAUCUGGGAUGACAAAGAUGGACAAGUUCAUCUUAAGGGACUUUCUAGUGUCCCUGUUAACUCCAUGUCUGAGUUUCAAGACGCAUACUUGUGUGGCGUUCAGCGGAGGAAAGUUGCACACACUGGUUUAAAUGAUGUCUCUAGUAGAAGCCAUGGAGUGCUUGUGAUCUCAGUAACCUCAGAAGGGCUUGCCACUGGAAAAAUCAAUCUGAUUGAUCUGGCAGGUAACGAAGACAAUAGAAGGACAGGCAAUGAGGGAAUCCGUCUACAAGAGAGUGCCAAAAUUAAUCAGUCAUUAUUUGCAUUGUCCAAUGUGGUUUAUGCACUGAAUAAUAACCUACCAAGAGUGCCUUACAGGGAAAGCAAAUUGACUAGAAUACUGCAGGAUUCACUUGGUGGAACAAGUAGGGCUCUCAUGGUCGCAUGUCUGAAUCCUGGAGAAUACCAAGAAUCUCUUCGCACUGUUAGCUUGGCUGCAAGGUCAAGGCACAUCUCAAACAAUGUUUCUUUGAAUCUCAAGGCAGAGACCCCCAAGGUUAAGGUAGAUAUGGAAGCAAAGCUGCAAGCUUGGCUUGAAUCAAAAGGCAAGACGAAAAGCACGCAUAGAAUGAUGGCAAUACGUUCUCCCCUGUCAAGUACAAAUCAAACUUCAAUUUAUCAUAGCUCGGUCAAGAAAUCCGUCUGUCAUAGAUCAGCCAUUGCAGGUGCUACAUUUGCUGGCACAGGACAGAGGGAUGCAUUUGUUACCGCAAGGAACUUAUUUGGUGAGGAAACUCUUGCUGCUUCACAUUUAUGGGAACCUAUACAGAACCUGCAGUUAGAUUCUCUAAACAAAGAAGAUGAGAGAAACUCAUCUGGCGAAGAGAAUCUAUUGGUAUUAGAAGCAAGCUUGAAAGAUAACCCAUUGGACCUCGAGAAGAAAUAUACUGAGCUGAGUCCUCUUCGUGAAGCUCUGUCUCAGAUAGACUCCAAUGCAAAACCAAAAUUAACAGAUGGAAGCUCUCCUACUCUGAAGCCAAUGACCCCAAAAACACCUUUUCUUUCCGCAAACCCUGAAAAUAGGCAGAGGGAAGGCACUUGCCAGAAGUUCAAUGCGUGGAGCACUAAUUUAAAGACGUCUCUCAUGAAUGAGUACAUUCACUUCUUGAACACAGCCAACAGAGAAGAGCUAAUGGAGUUAAAGGGAAUUGGAGAUAAGAUGGCUGACUACAUUACUGAACUCAGAGAAUCAAGCCCUUUAAAAGCGCUUACUGAUUUAGAGAAGAUCGGUUUCACCUCAAGACAGGUACAUAACUUGUUCAAAAGAGCCACUGAAGGAAUCCUUGAAAAGCCAGUUUCUUCUGCUUCAACAACACCUUAGUUGUUUGUCUCUAGCAACAAGAGCUUGUGUAUUGUAUUUGUAUGUGGAGUAAUUUCAUUAUUGUCUGAUCUUGUUUGUUAAGCUUUGUAACCAGAGACAUGGGCUUGAUCUUAAACGUGUACCGAGGGAGAAAGAAGCAAACUUUAAAGUUUCUCACUGAAACUUAACUCAAAUACAAACCCAUAACAGUUCUGGUUUAUAAAGUCACAUUGAUAAAACUUACAGAGAUAUCUUAAUGACCAAACCAGAAGACACACAAAA